UACAGUUCAUGUGGAGACACUGAAAAGGUUGUGUGCCCAUGAGGUCGUCCAUGCUGGUCCUGUUCCUCCUCUUCAUUGCCCGGGCUGUGGCUGCCAUCGGAGGAGACACGUGCACCGCCCCAACAGCACAGCAGAAGGAUCCAGCCAAUAACGCUAACUCCAUCCCCACAGUGGACCCUAAACUCUUCACCAAGCGCCGCUACCUCUCACCCAGGGUGCUCUUCAGUGCUCAUCUCCCCGAUGCAGAGCCAACGGGGUCGAAGGAUGCUGGUCGAAGGACCCGCAGGCGAGCAGGGCAGCCUCAGCACCGUGGAGUUUACUCAGUGUGUGAGAGCAUCAGUGUCUGGGUGGGCAACAAGACCAAAGCCACAGACAUCUCUGGCAAUGAGGUGACAGUGCUGCCGGAUGUGAAUAUCAACAAUGUAAACAAGAAGCAGUACUUCUUUGAGACAACGUGUCACAGCACCCGCUCAGGAAGCUCUAGCUGUCUGGGAAUCGAUGCAAGACACUGGAACUCCUACUGCACCAACUCACACACUUUUGUACGAGCGCUGACUUCGUUUAAGAACCUGGUGGCAUGGAGGCUCAUACGUAUCAACGUGGCCUGUGUGUGUGUGCUGAGCCGCAAGUCAUGGCGGCAGUGAAGACAUAGCGUGUACAUCACACACACGAUAACACACUCUCUUCUUCACCUCUCACUCUCUGCACAAAGUAAAUUAUUGGUAUACGUCAAAGUUUCAGGACUGCAUGUAUAUACACCAGGCCUGGGUCAAACAGUAUCUGCCACUGGUUUGUAACUAUUGUAUUUACCCGUUUAGGAGUA
This is a messenger RNA of Micropterus dolomieu (smallmouth bass), 823 nucleotides long. RefSeq names its product nerve growth factor b (beta polypeptide) (gene ngfb). Gene Ontology annotation, biological process: memory; cell surface receptor protein tyrosine kinase signaling pathway; nerve development. The record is from RefSeq and is a predicted model, not a curated record. Lineage: Eukaryota; Metazoa; Chordata; Actinopteri; Centrarchiformes; Centrarchidae. The coding region runs from base 39 to 644 and encodes 201 amino acids. Gene Ontology annotation, molecular function: growth factor activity; nerve growth factor receptor binding. The transcript is spliced from 2 exons.